GUGGGAUUGUGGUGUUGCAGAUCAGGCAGCCUCCAUUACGUGAGGUUCACACUAAACCUAGUUAUCUCCACUUAUAUCCGCUAACGCCUCACGUGUACCAUUCCGACCACCAACUCUGCUGCAUACAAGAUAGUUCGCAACCUUGGCACGUCAUCUCUACCGGUCGCAAACAUGUCCAACCUAUCCAUCAACACCAAAUAUCGCAUGCUAUCUGGCUACGAAAUCCCAGCACUAGGCUAUGGAGUCUAUCAAACACCCGCCACCGAGUGUGCGGAAGUAGUGCAGCAUGCGCUCAAGAACGGGUAUAAACACGUCGACUCUGCGGUUGCGUACCGGAAUGAACAGCCAUCGGCUGAAGGCAUGAAGGCCAGUGGCAUCGCAAGAGAUGAGCUGUUCUUCACAUCAAAGAUCCCACCUAAGGACAUGAACUACGAGAAUUCGAAGCAGCACAUCGACAACACGUUAAAGAUCACUGGUUUCGAUUAUGUGGAUCUAUACCUUCUGCACUCGCCCUAUGGAGGCAAGGAGAACCGGAUUGGGGCGUGGAAGGCGCUUGUUGAGGGUGUAGAGGCUGGAAAAAUUCGGAGCAUCGGUGUGAGUAAUUACGGUGUUCAUCAUCUCGUUGAGUUGGAGACAUAUAUCAAGGAGACAGAGAACAGUCAAGGCAAGGGCAAGGGUGGUGUGAUCAGUAUCAACCAGGUGGAGCUACACCCCUGGCUUGCAAGGAAGGACAUCGCCGAUUGGUGCAAGCAGAGAGGUGUACUCUGUGAGGCAUACUGCCCGAUUGUGAGGGCGACAAAAAACGAUGAUCCUCUCUUGGCACCAUUGGUGAAGAAGUAUGGGAAGACGCCAAGUCAGGUCCUGAUUCGGUGGAGUUUGCAGAUGGGCUUUAUUCCUCUUCCAAAGUCUGUCACAAAGUCCAGAAUCGAAGAGAACGCCCAGGUCUACGAUUUCGAGCUAUCUGCAGAAGACAUGAAGACCCUCGACAUCGAAUCUUAUGAGCCGUGUGCGUGGGACCCUACUGUCAGUCGCGAUUAGUUGAAUUUUCGCUCCACAACGAGCAGGCAAGAGAUCAUUAACGGUCAUGAUGAAUUGAACAUAUACUUUCUGUAUGGUGGUAUCUUCUUAACAAACAAAAGAAAUAUUACAA
This is a messenger RNA of Macroventuria anomochaeta, 1150 nucleotides long. Its product is annotated as aldo-keto reductase-like protein. Gene Ontology annotation, molecular function: oxidoreductase activity. The transcript is spliced from 2 exons. Lineage: Eukaryota; Fungi; Ascomycota; Dothideomycetes; Pleosporales; Didymellaceae. The record is from RefSeq and is a predicted model, not a curated record. Bases 172 to 1038 code for a protein of 288 amino acids.